AUGGACGCAGACACAUCCACGUAUGAAAUCCGCGAAGAGCCGAUUCACACCCGGCGCCCGAUCAGAGUAAUCUGUCUAGGCGCAGGAUAUUCCGGCAUUCUGAUGGGCAUAAUAUGGAACCAGCGCAUGCAGAGCCGGAACGCAGAACUCGUCAUCUACGAGCGCAACAAUGACAUAGGAGGGACGUGGUUGGAGAAUCGAUAUCCCGGCUGCCAGUGCGAUAUCCCAGCACACAACUAUGCGUACUCAUUCGAGCCGAAUCCGGAGUGGCCGAAUUACUAUGCCACUUCGCAGCAGAUAUACGAGUAUCUGAAGAAAACGGUUGCAAAGUAUGAAGUUAAUAAAUAUAUCCGGUACCGGCAUUCUGUCCAGGAUGCGCGGUGGGACGAUAACCAAGGAAAAUGGACUGUCACUGUUAAAGUAGGAGACAGGACGUUCGAGGAUAAAUGUGAUGUCUUCAUCAAUGCAGGUGGAGUUCUAAACAACUGGAAAUGGCCCGACAUUGAUGGCUUCGACAAGUUCAAAGGCAAACUCAUCCACUCCGCAGCCUGGGACGAGUCCUACGACUUCUCAGGCAAGAAGGUAGCCGUAAUCGGAAACGGCUCUUCAGCAAUCCAAAUCAUCCCUAAACUCGCACAAUCUGCCGUCCAACUAACCUCCUUCAUCCGCUCGCACGCCUGGAUCUCGCCAGCCCCAGGUAUAAACGAGCCCACAGCCAAUGACCCAGACAUGGACGAACAGUACAACUACGCACCGCACGAACUCAACGGAUUCAAGACCGACCUUGGCAGCUGUCAAGACCACUGCCGCAACCUCAUGGACAGACGCAUCAUGAAUUUCCGACGCACACAUACUGCCUCCGUCGAACAGAAAGCCGCGCGCGAGAUGUUCGCGAAUAACAUGAAGCAGCGUCUAGGCGAUAGUCCCAAGGGGAGGGCGUUAUAUGAUAUGCUUAUCCCGGAGUUCCCGGUUGGGUGUCGACGACAGACACCUGGGCCGGGGUACUUGGAGGCGCUGUUGCAGGAGAAUGUCGAGACGCGGUUUGACGAUAUCGCGCGGUUCACUGAGGACGGGAUACGAACUAAAACUGGCGAUGAACUGCAGUUCGACGUUAUUGUCUGUGCGACUGGUUUCGAUACAACAUUCAAACCCCGGUUUCCGGUUGUAGGCAGGAAUGGGGUGAAUCUGGCGGAGAAGUGGACGAACGACGAGCCGAUGGCGUAUUUUGGGAUUACGGUGCCAGAUAUGCCGAAUUACUUCAUGUUCAUCGGCCCCAGCUCGCCGAUUUCGAACGGUUCACUGGUACAGGGGAUCCAGAUGAUGGGAGUGUAUAUCUGGAAAUGCAUCGAUAAGAUCCAGUCCGAAUGCAUAAAAAGCCUCACAAUCCAGGAAGCAGCGACAAGAGACUACUACACGCAUAUCCAGAAAUUCCUGGAGCGAACAGUCUGGGUCGGCGGGUGUCGCAGCUGGUAUAAGCGUGGAACAGUCGACGGACCUGUUGUUGCGAUAUACGGCGGAACCAGCUUCCAUUACAUCGAGGCGCUGCGGAAUCCACGCUGGGAGGAUUACCAUAUUGACCUAGUUCCCAUGAAGCGGCCGAAUCGGUUUGCGUAUCUUGGGAAUGGGUUUACCAUCCGGGAGAUGAAUAAUGGGUCUGUGGCAGAUACGCAGACGUUGAACUUUGAUGAGUAUUGGAGGUUGUUUGUUUUGCCAGAUUUAUAUGGUUAA
Molecule: messenger RNA, 1728 nt
Organism: Aspergillus puulaauensis
Lineage: Eukaryota; Fungi; Ascomycota; Eurotiomycetes; Eurotiales; Aspergillaceae
Product: flavin-containing monooxygenase
Exons: 5
Coding region: 1-1728 (575 amino acids)
Molecular function (GO): flavin adenine dinucleotide binding; N,N-dimethylaniline monooxygenase activity; NADP binding
Source: RefSeq, a predicted model, not a curated record